AUGUCGGCCAUGUUGCGAUCUGUUGGAGCCACAUCAGGCUCAUUCCCCUUUGCAGAUCACUCCACCAAAUCGUCUACAUUCUUCGUUUGCACUCUCCCAGUUAUCAGAGCUGAUAGAAGCCCAAUUUUGAAUCGGGUAUCUGGUACUCCCAUGCCCGUGAAGCUCAUUACCAAAGCUGUUGCGACUGAGAACUCUGUAUCGGCAGCUUCGAAACCUGGGCACGAGCUCCUUCUAUUCGAAGCCCUUCGCGAAGGCCUCGAGGAGGAAAUGGACCGCGACCCCCGCGUCUGCGUGAUGGGCGAGGACGUGGGCCACUACGGAGGCUCCUACAAAGUCACCAAAGGCCUCGCCGAAAAAUUCGGCGACCUCCGCGUCCUCGACACUCCCAUCGCCGAGAACUCCUUCACGGGCAUGGCCGUGGGCUCCGCCAUGACGGGCCUCCGGCCCGUAAUCGAGGGCAUGAACAUGGGCUUCCUCCUCCUCGCCUUCAACCAGAUCUCCGACAACUGCGGAAUGCUCCACUACACCUCCGGCGGCCAAUUCACCAUCCCCGCCGUAAUCCGCGGGCCCGGCGGCGUCGGCCGCCAGCUCGGCGCCGAGCAUUCCCAACGCCUCGAGUCGUACUUCCAAUCAAUCCCGGGCAUCCAAAUGGUCGCGUGCUCGACGCCGUACAACGCCAAGGGCCUCAUGAAGGCCGCUAUCCGAAGUGAAAAUCCGGUGGUGCUUUUCGAGCAUGUCCUUCUUUACAACCUCAAGGAGCGUAUUCCGGACGAGGAGUACGUGCUCUCGCUCGAAGAGGCCGAGAUGGUGAGGCCCGGGAAUGAUGUCACUAUAUUGACUUAUUCGCGGAUGAGGUAUCACGUGAUGCAGGCGGCCAAGAGUUUGGUGAACAAGGGUUAUGAUCCGGAGGUGAUUGAUAUACGGUCGUUGAAGCCAUUUGAUCUGUACGCGAUCGGGAGUUCGGUGAAGAAGACACAUAGGGUGGUGAUCGUGGAGGAGUGUAUGAGGACGGGAGGGAUUGGGGCGAGUCUGACAGCGGCGAUAAACGAGAAUUUUCAGGAUUAUUUGGAUGCGCCGAUUGUUUGUCUUUCGUCGCAGGACGUGCCGACGCCGUAUGCGGGGACGUUGGAGGAGUGGACGGUGGUUCAGCCGCCGCAGAUUGUGGCGGCUGUUGAGCAGUUGUGUCAGUAG
Molecule: messenger RNA, 1191 nt
Organism: Striga asiatica
Lineage: Eukaryota; Viridiplantae; Streptophyta; Magnoliopsida; Lamiales; Orobanchaceae
Source: the annotation of a GenBank genome assembly